AUGUCAACAGUCUCAAGCCCGCCCACGGGCGUCUAUGUCCCGGUGCCUACAUUCUUCCAGGAGGCAGCUGGAGAACUUCAGGCAAAAGUUGACGUGAAGACUCAGACUGAACACGGUAUAUUCCUUGCUAAGAAUGGCAUUCGUGGCUUGGUGUUACUUGGCUCUACGGGAGAGGCCAUCCAUCUGACACGUAAUGAGAGGAAAGAUCUCGUUGCAGGGGUGAAAAAGGGUCUCGAAGAAGCCGGAUAUAAGGACUACCCAAUCAUGGCGGGUGUCCUUACGAACGGUGUUGAUGAGACUUUGGAGUGGUUACACGACUACAAAGCCGCUGGAGCCCAGUGGGGCCUUGUGUUGGUUCCAGGCUAUUUCGGUGUUGCUGCAGACCAGCAGAAUAUCAAGGAGUGGUUCACCCUCAUCGCAGACAACAGUCCGAUACCAAUCCUGAUCUACAAUUAUCCUGGUGUUACGAAUCAGGUCUUGGUCGCGCCAGAGACUUAUACUGCGUUGGCUCAGCACCCAAACAUUGUCGGUUGCAAGAUGUCACAUGGAAAUGUCUCGCAUCAUGUCCAGGUCGCUUUAGACCCUGAAAUCGACCAUGCCAAGUUCAGGGUAUACAGUGGUUUCGGUCAACAACUUGGACCUAUCGUUCACUUCGGCGCGGCUGGAGUCAUCGACGGCAUGGCGGCCUGGUAUCCCAAGAUCGUGGUGAGAUUGAUGGACCUGGCCGAGAAACGACCCGUGGACCAGGCUGCACUCGACGAAGCACAGAAGUUGCAGUUUGUUGUGAGUAGGGCACAGGAGUUCAUCGGCAAAUUCGGUGUCAAAGGCAUCAAGGAAGCUGUUUAUCGCGUGACAGGCUUUGGUAAUCCAGACGCAGCACGUUUGCCAUUGAAAGGGCGCAUUCCAGAAGGAGAAUGGGAGAAGUGGCACCCGGUUUUGCUCGCACCAGUUGAGAAAGCCGAGGCAACGCUGUAA
Molecule: messenger RNA, 975 nt
Organism: Truncatella angustata
Lineage: Eukaryota; Fungi; Ascomycota; Sordariomycetes; Amphisphaeriales; Sporocadaceae
Product: dihydrodipicolinate synthetase
Exons: 3
Coding region: 1-975 (324 amino acids)
Molecular function (GO): 4-hydroxy-tetrahydrodipicolinate synthase activity
Source: RefSeq, a predicted model, not a curated record